AUGGUGAAAAUAGCUCUCCAAAUCAAAGCAUCUUUAGAAUGUAUUGAAAACUUAUACACUAAUCAUCCUGACUAUUCGUGGUUCUUGAAAUUAAAAUGCGAAAACUGUGGUGAAGUAUCAGAAAAAUUUCACGAUCUCACAGAAGCUGAAAAAGUAUCACUUAAGCAUAAAAGGUCGGAGACUAACUUGCUAAUUAAAUGCAAGUUAUGCUCCAGGGAAAAUAGUGUAGAUGUUAUUGAAGGAAGCAAUGGUGUAUACACAAGCGAAGAUGUGGGCAAAUUCAAAACAAUUGUAAUAUUUGACUGUAGGGGAGUAGAACCUGUAGAUUUUGAGCCGAAGUCAGGAUGGAUUGCUAAAGCUGAGAAUGAAGGAAAAACAUUUGAAGAUAUCGAUUUAUCAGAGAAGGAAUGGGCGGAUUACGAUGAGAAAAACCAGACCGCCGUCGGCGUGUAUGAUUUAGAAUGGCAGUUCGUCAAAGUCAAAUAA
Molecule: messenger RNA, 486 nt
Organism: Parnassius mnemosyne (clouded apollo)
Lineage: Eukaryota; Metazoa; Arthropoda; Insecta; Lepidoptera; Papilionidae
Source: the annotation of a GenBank genome assembly